Hypoxylon trugodes is the source of this 1634-nucleotide messenger RNA. RefSeq lists its product as uncharacterized. The coding region runs from base 105 to 1382 and encodes 425 amino acids. The record is from RefSeq and is a predicted model, not a curated record. Lineage: Eukaryota; Fungi; Ascomycota; Sordariomycetes; Xylariales; Hypoxylaceae. The transcript has a single exon.
CAACAUUUCACAUCCCCCGUAUCAAACCAUCCAUUCCAAAGUAAUCAAUCACCAAAACAAAUGUGAUUCCAUGGAUAGCAAACUUCUCUUAAGACACAGACUCGAUGGCGGAUGAGGAUCUCCUGCACCGGAUUCACGCCCUGGAGGAUUUGGAUCUAGCAGCACUCCUAUGUCUCGUCAGCCGCGAGCAUUGCAUCGUCAGCACCGAACCCGCUGAACUCGACACAUUAAUCGAAGAACUACGCCUCGUCGCCUCACAGACAUUUAACCUCUCCUCCACCGUCGUAGAUUGCACAUCACGCACCACCCUCGACGACCUCGCCAUAUCCAUCCAACUCCCUCCUCCAACCCCAACCCCAAACCCUCCACUACAACUCCAAACACCCGCUCGACGCACAUCAUCCGUAUCCCCCCUACGGCGGCGUGGCACCGAGUCCUCCUACUUCCACGGCCACAGCAAUAGCAACGCAGCCCAGACACCCACCCACACCCACCAUACCCCCCAAAUCGCCAACAUAAUCCUAGCCAAAAACCUCGACCGCGCGCCCCGAGACGUACAAAUCCAAUCUCUCGAACUAAUCCGCACACGGCGCAUCCUAACCCGAACCAGCGUACAAACGGCACCUAAGCAAUUCCUCUUCAUCGCCGUACUCGAGCCCGCGGGUGCCAGUCGAUUAGUCACGCAUCUCAACGAUUUAUUCUACGUCUCGCACUGGCAUGACCCGGAGGAUGGAUUCGCGCAUUUAGAAGACGGAGGUUUGGAUUUGUAUGAAGAUGGGGAUGAUGGGAAGGGAGGUGAAACAGCAAGUCUAGACAGCGCGUCAAGUGUAGUUCGCCGAAGCACGGUAGACUCGAUUACUGCGACGCCGAAACCGAAACCGGGUCGCAGUCGUAGUGCGAGUAAUAUCAAAGGAGGGAAUUAUAAGACUAGGGAUGAUAGGUCGAUACUUAGCUCCCGCUCACGUAUAUCCGCGUUCCCGCGGAUUACUGAAUCUGAUAUCGCGACAUUGGCUCUACUAGCCCGACAGACGAGUGUGGAUGUUGAGGUAUUGAGAUACCAGAUGAAUAUCGUAUCAUUCUUGCGCAUGCACCGCGCCGCUGCUCCAGGAGGAGGCGGUGCUACACCAUUAGCCACACAGCAUUUCGGUCAGCUCUCGAAAUGCCUCGCAGCACUACACGGCUUAGACUACGUGACACCCGCACUGGUCGGACUCGCUGCUAGGAAAGUGUACGCCCAUCGAUUCCGAGUCGUAGAAGAUCCGAUACAUGAGAGGAGCAUGCAAUGGGGCAGCGACCUUGCAGCUGUGGAAGCACUACUGGAGGGGGUCGGAGCAGAGGAUGUGAUAGAAGAUGUAUUAAGCAUGGUAGAGGCGCCAUUAUAAGGAAUUAUGAUACCCAAAUCGAAGGAACACGGAUUGCAUAUUAUAGGUUACGGAUAGUAAUAGAAAUAAACCAAGCUCUAGCAAUGGGAGCAUUUGCAUCACAAUUACGUUUUAUUAUUUCAUUCGUAACUUCUGUACAAUUCAGAUCUACGUAUGCCCAUGUAAAGGCAAUACCAAGCUGAAUUCAAGGUUCGUACAAUGCGUACUUUUACAACAUUUCCAAUUCCGAAAAACGCCAGCCUCUUUGGGCUU